AAUGAAUCUUAUAGCCGGCUUAACACACUGAAUUUCAAACCCUUUUACUUUUCAAUGUGUAGCACAGUUAUAUUUAUCUUUUGCUUAUUAAUUUUCAGACCAGAUGUAUUGUGUCAAUUAACUGUUUCUUGUGAAACUGAGCUGCUGUGUGAAAGCAAUUUUGUGUGUUAUGAUCCCUAUAAGAUGGUUGCCACAUAUAUAAAACAACCAAUUUUUCAUAGGUAAAAGAUUUGCUGUAUGUGGUGUGACGUAGUGAAACUUUUAUACAGCUAUAGCCUUGUUUCCAUAUUAUUUAAUCAAUGUAAGAACAACUUUAUAAGGAGAAAUUUGACAUAAGUAAGGACAAGCCUCCUUUCCAUGUUAUUUGGUCAUUGACAAAAGAACAUCAUAACCUGAAGAUUUGCUAAAAUAACUUGCAUAGGGGUGCAUGUGCAUGGAGAAAUCAAUCUGCAUGCCCAGGAAUAUUUUACUGGUUUCUAAGCUGCUAAAGUACCUUAAAAGUGAAGAUUUUUUUAAUGCAGCUUUAAGUACAUAUAGUAUGUGCAUUUUUUAAAUUUUGUAAGCUUGGAUUUACUAGUAUAUGUUUUUUACAUAGUUUUAAGACAAUAGAGCCCAACCAUUAAAUUUGAAAUUCUGAUUUUGGGGCACAAAAUAUUGUUCUUAUCAUUUUUAUAUUUUUAGGUUAAUUCAUAAGUAUAUACUUUUUAAUUAAUCCUUGCCCUAAAAGAUGGCAAAAAAUGAAGUACUUCCUGAUUCUUUCGACGUAAUCGUUUGUGGUACUGGAUUAACUGAGUCUAUGAUUGCAGCGUCCCUGUCACGUAUUGGGAAAAAAGUACUCCAUAUAGACCGAAAUGAUUAUUAUGGCAGCCAAUGGGCAACAUUCAACUUCAAAGCCUUGUUAGAUUGGACAGAAAAAUGUAAAAAUAAGUCAAAUGCUACUUCUUCGCAGGAAAAUACUCAAGAAAGUGUGUUUAAUGUUCCAUUGCAUGAUUUUUGUGUUAGUAAUAUUGUUAUUGAAUCUUUUAUUCCCACAGACAAUGAUUUAAUAGAAAGUCAUAAAGAUGACAAACAUGAGGAAGGUAGAACUACUACAACUUCAAUUGAAACAAACGAUUCACCUCCUGACAUGGCUGGUGAGAGUGUUUUCGACAAAAAUUGUCAAAGUGAAAGCAAGGAAAGCAAGGAAAACAGAUCAGAAUUAACUUCUCCAGAAGAUGAUGUUAAAGAGAAGGAAUCCAUGGAUAAUCAAUUGACAAUAGAGAAUACAUUAGAUGACAAUGUAAAAAAUGAAUUAUCUGCAGCAGUAACAAAACCACCACAGAGUAUUAUUAGUCAAGCUAAAAUUAAAGAUGGCAGCUCCGACAUAUCUUUAAAAGAUUUUGAAAUUCUCUCAAGAAAGUUUAACUUGGACAUCACUUCUAAAUUUUUAUUUUCGGCUGGUCCUUUAGUGCAAACAAUAAUCAAAGCUAAUAUUGCACAUUAUGCUGAAUUUAAAGUUGUCAACAGAAUCUUAAUGUGCACAAACAAAGAAAUUAUCGAAGUGCCCUGCAAUCGUGCUGAUGUGUUUAGCAGUAGUUUUUUAAGCAUGAUUGAAAAGCGCAUGUUAAUGAAAUUUUUAACAUUAUGUGUAGAGUUUGAUGCCGACUCUGAAGAAAUUCAAAGUAUGAAAGAUCAGCCUUUUCAAGAAUAUUUGAAAUCCAAAAGACUGUCUGAAAGUUUACAGAAAUUUGUGAUUUAUUCAAUAGCUAUGGUGAAACCGCAAACACCAACGCUACUGGCAUUGCAUGAAACUCAAACUUUCUUGAAAUCUCUAGGACGAUUCGGAAAAUCACCUUUUAUAUGGCCAUUGUUUGGUGUGGGUGAAUUGCCACAAGCAUUUUGUCGAAUGAGCGCUGUAUUUGGUGGGUUAUAUUGUUUACGUACUGAUAUUCAAUCUAUUGUUACAAAUGUGGAUUCUAAUAAAUGCACGCAUGUUAUUGUUGAUGAGCAGAAAAUUGAAUGUCAGAAUGUUGUUAUGGAAUCAAGUUAUGUUCCUCAAAAAUUUUUAAAAUCAAAUGUGUCAACGAUUUCAAAAUGUAUUUUAAUAACAAACAAAUCCCUUGUUUGUUCAGAUGAAGAAAAUAUAUCUUUCUUAACGAUUCCACCACUACCAGGAAGAGACGAGCUUGUGCAAGUGAUCGAGUUAGGUCCGGCGUCAUCAGCUUGUCCCGCUGGGUUGUAUGUGUUAUACCUCACAUGUGUAUCAAACUCAGUUGCAAUUAAAGAUUUAAAGGAUUAUGUUAACCUUUUGACAGAACAGAAUGGAACAACAAGCAAGCCAAAAUUGCUUUGGUCUUUCUACUUUAACCACCUGCAUGAAGUUUCGUUUACUGCACUCCCAAAAAACGUCAUGGUAACGCCAAUGCCAGGUCCAACUUUGGGAUUUUCACAAUCCGUUGAAGCAGCUGAAAAAAUAUUUAAGUCAAUAUGCCCAGAUGAAGAGUUUAUGUUAAAGGUACCUGAUCCUGAAGAUAUUAUUUGGGAGCAUGAUGAAGUCACAAAGGAGGAGGAAAAACAAGAGGAUGACAAACAGAAAACAAUCAAUGAAAAUAGUAUUGAUGGCCAAGUUGAUGAUUCGACAGAAAAAAAUGCUUCAAGUAAUACUUUGUGUGACAAAAAUAUUGAGAAUCUUAGUGGAAAUCCAUGACAACAAUUAUUUCUUUUAAUAUCUUCUUGUCCUUUACUAUUAUUAGCAGCUUUUAUACAAAUUUAAUUAAACCCAUUAUAACUUAUUUUAAUAACUAUCAUCUAUCAUAGCAUGGUUGGUUGAAAAUAAAAAUAUUGUUGGUUGGCUUUUCGUGUGAAAGAUGAAAUGUUUAAAAUUUUACUAUAAAUUGUCUUUCAAGAAUGGGAUUUAUUUUAUUUUUGGUAUUGAAAAAAAAUUGAAUCAAUAAAUCAAAUGGAAUAAAAUAAUUACUAAUAAAUUGAUAAUUUAUUAAAAUCCACAAAAUGCUAUCUGUGAUGUCAUAUAAAUAAUGUAUGAUAAGAAAUAUCAGCUUUAGGGAAAAUUUUUGUCUUCAUGCUAGAUUAUGUUGAAUGGUUCAUUUUUUUUGCAGCCACAGCAGAAUAGGAAGUUUUUGACCUUUUGUUGACAAUGCUUGUCAUUAUUAAUCAAUCAAGUUGUAAAAGAACAAUAAAAUAACUUGUUUCUCUGAAUGGUUUGUAAAGGUCAAAGAGCAGAGGAAAGAGUUUUUACUUUUAAUGUUUGUAUGCUUAGAAUUUCUCUGCCAGCAGGGUUGAAUGAAAUUAUUAUUUCUAAAAUUUUGCUUACUGUUGAAUUUCUUAUUGAUAUUUUCCUUUGACUUUGUAUGCGAAAGUGAGUUGAUUAAAUUCACAACGUAAUGUUUAUUCAGCUAAGUCACACAAUUAUGUAGUUGUUAACAUGAAAAAAGGAAGCAAGUCGAGUAAAAGUGCACUAUACACAAUCCUUGAUUGUUUUCACAUUCCUAUGAUGUUAUUUUUACAGGUAAACGUGUGUCACUUUUUGUUUUGUAAGAAUAUAUAUUUCUGGAAGUUAUUUUAUAUAUGUUUUUAUUUUUUUAUUGUGGUGAUGAUUUUUUAAGUUUUUUUUGUAUGAAUAGAAAAUCGUAAGUUUCUGUUUUGCAAGUUGAAACGUUAGGCGGAUGUUUUAGUGAGAGUCUUCUAACCUUUUACACUUACUAUAAAAAAUAGAAAAAGCUUGUGACAUUUGUUCCUUUAAACUACAGUGUAUAUGCUUUGAUUUUAUUUUGAUGUGUAUUUGUUGAGAAUAGGAUAGAAUAUAGAUAUUGCUUUAUAUUUUGUUGUGAGAUGCAAAAAACAUGCAUAAUAUGUUUGUGUCGUUCACCCAACAGCUACUUUUGAUUAAUGGUAAAAAAUUGACUAA
This is a messenger RNA of Hydractinia symbiolongicarpus, 3904 nucleotides long. Its product is annotated as rab proteins geranylgeranyltransferase component A-like. Gene Ontology annotation, cellular component: nucleus; cytosol; cytoplasm. Gene Ontology annotation, molecular function: GDP-dissociation inhibitor activity. The coding region runs from base 728 to 2686 and encodes 652 amino acids. The transcript has a single exon. Lineage: Eukaryota; Metazoa; Cnidaria; Hydrozoa; Anthoathecata; Hydractiniidae. The record is from RefSeq and is a predicted model, not a curated record. Gene Ontology annotation, biological process: intracellular protein transport; small GTPase-mediated signal transduction; vesicle-mediated transport.